Messenger RNA from Dromaius novaehollandiae (emu), 3324 nucleotides. It is a transcript of the gene CRYM, whose product is annotated as crystallin mu. The coding region runs from base 72 to 1016 and encodes 314 amino acids. Gene Ontology annotation, cellular component: cytoplasm. Gene Ontology annotation, biological process: thyroid hormone metabolic process. Gene Ontology annotation, molecular function: thyroid hormone binding. The record is from RefSeq and is a predicted model, not a curated record. The transcript is spliced from 8 exons. Lineage: Eukaryota; Metazoa; Chordata; Aves; Casuariiformes; Dromaiidae.
GCGCCCCGCCCGGUACUUAGGCCCGGGCCGGGGCGGACGGGCAGUAGUUGGUGCUGCCGCUGUCGCUCGCCAUGGGCUCCACGCCGCCCGCCUUCAUCGGCCGCGAGGAGGUGGAGCGGCGCCUGCACCGCGCCAGCCUGCUGCUGCCGGCGCUGGAGGCGGCGCUCGCCAACUUCUCCAGCGGCGCGGCGGGCGGCGUGGUGCAGCCCGUGCGCACCGUGGUGCCGGUGCGGCCGCACGGCGGGUUCCUGGGGGUCAUGCCCGCUUACAGUGCCGCGGACGAUGCGCUGACAACCAAGCUGGUGACUUUUUACGAGCACCAGAACGAUCCUUCUGUUCCCUCUCACCAAGCGACUGUCCUUUUGUUUGAUCCGAGAGACGGCACGUUAAAAGCUGUUCUGGAUGGCACUGUUAUUACAGCAAAACGAACAGCUGCGGUUUCUGCAAUAGCUACCAAGUUGUUAAUGCCAGCUUCUGCGGAAGUGCUGUGCAUUUUGGGAGCUGGUGUUCAAGCAUAUAGCCAUUAUGAUAUCUUCACAGAGCUGUUCACAUUUAAGGAGGUCAGGAUAUGGAAUCGCACCAAGGAGAAUGCGGUGAAGUUUGCCCGUUCAGUUCAUGGUCCAGUGCAGGUCUGCUCUUCUGCUCAGGAGGCAGUUACUGGGGCCGAUGUCGUCAUAACAGUCACUAUGGCAACAACACCAAUUUUAUUUGGACAGUGGGUAAAACCAGGUGCCCAUAUCAACGCUGUUGGAGCAAGCAGACCAGACUGGAGAGAACUGGAUGAUGAACUGAUGAAGAAUUGUGUUCUCUUUGUGGAUUCCAGAGAGGCUGCUCUUACUGAAUCGGGAGAUGUUAUAUUAUCAGGGGCAGAGAUUUUUGCUGAACUAGGAGAAGUACUGAAGGGUACAAAACCAGCACUGCCUGAGAAAACAACAGUGUUUAAAUCACUGGGGAUGGCAGUUGAAGAUACAGUAGCAGCGAAAUUCAUUUAUGAUUCGUGGUCAGCUGGUAACUAAAGAGAAGUCUGCAAUGCCAACAAGGCCAUAAAAUACCAAGAAAAUGGUGUGUACUUAGUUUCCUUGGAUUUUUUUUAACAAUAAAGGUAGCAAUCCUAUCUGAAUGUCGCCCUUCUAGAACUUUCAAAAAUGAAAUGUAAAACUUCAGCAGUAGAGUAUUUCUACUGUUUUCUAAUGGCAAGUAUUAGAUAUUUGCAGUAUUACUAAUAAUUGUGUUUUUUUAAAUGUAAUGCCAAGUAUUAGAUGCUUGCAGUAAUACUAAUAAGUAUUGUAUGUAUUUUGAUAACAUUCUGGAAUCAACACCUUUGUUCCCUAACUACAUGUAUAGCAGAAAACUGUGGGUGGAUUUUGUUUGUAGAGAGGUAGUUCAUGCUGGAGUAAAAUGCAUCAGUUUGGAGACUGGAGUUUGAGCUUGACAUGAUGUUACCUGUGGUAGUACUUUAAAUGAAACUGUGGUUCCAGUGUUACAUGGACAGUGACUUAGUCCGCAGUCUCUCCUGGGAACACAGUCUACCCUGGACUCCUGGAGACCCCUCAGCCUCAGGUCUGGAACUCGUUGACCUUACUUCCACCCCCAUGUUCCUCUUGCUCUGCCCUCCGACCUUGCAGUUUUUCAUUUGAGAGCAUGCUUCUGAGUAGGUCUUCUAUACAAGUAAUGAUGUCUCCAUACAGUUAGAUUUCUGUCUACCUGUUUUCAUAAAGCACCUAGGUCAGGAGGGUUGAGAGUACAAAAAAUCAGAGCUAAUAUUAUGUAUGUGUGUUAACUGGAAGGGAACUGUAUUCAGUGCCUUCCUAAGCAAGUUCCUGAGUGGAGUGUUGCCAUUUUCUUGUUUUAAGUAAUCACCCAAAGUGUGAAUACUAAAAAUGUGUUUUGUUUUAACUUUUACUUAUGUCCUGUGGGGAGAUUUUGGUAUUAAUCUGUGGUGUUUGUAAGUUCUUUUCAAAGUUUCCUUAAGGUUGGACCUGUGCUGAGUGAUUACAGGGGCGUAAACUUCAAGUAUACAGGCAAAUACGUUCAGCUUGGCUGCACCACGCCUCAAUUGGCAAUUAUAUUUCUAUCCUGGUGGGUGUUGCUGGGACAGGAUUCUCCAUGAUCCUUUCUUGGCAGAGGAACCCAGCGAUGUCCUACAUAAGGAGAAGUUCCAUUUGUGUGCUGUUACGCAACUGCUUUACAAAAGAUUGAGCAUCUGCUGAAAAAUAGCUAUUGCCCUUGAAUGAAUUCCUGUCUCAGGCUAGAGUUGUGCCUUACGAAAUUUUAUUUCUACUUGCUUAUUGUUUCAUGUAGGCUGUUAAGUAUUUCUUCAUUUUGUAAAAGGAUUACAUGGCCUGGUCAUUUUAGAACAAUGCCAGUAGAGUACAGUGGAGCAACAGGUAGAAGGUUCAGAUGAAGGUAGUGUUAAAACCCUUGAUGGUGAAAAAGUAAGUAUAAAGAGGUUAAUGAGUACAGUGCGGGUGUGACAUAAAUAAUACUCCAAAUUGUAAGCCUAGUGUAAACUAGCUGGAAAAGGGUAGUAAGUGGCAGAGUUUAUUUGCACAGUUUUAGCAUGGAAGGUACCAGACCUUUAAGUGAAUAGAGCCAGAGGAUGUACUAUGUGGGUAAAAAUUGUGAGCAACUCCAUUGGUGGUCUUGAUAUCAAGAACAGAGGUUGCCCUAUUAGCUUUUGCAUUUUUUUACUGUAACAAAAUUACCCUUCAAUUUUUUAACUUUCUUUUUUUUUUCUCCUAUGUCAUUUGUGAAAUGUUCAGUAAUGUGUGUUUGACCUAUCCUGUCAGUUCAGUGAUAGGGAACUCCACUAGCAUGAGGUGAAUGUGAUGGGCAUAGACGCUCCAUAAUUCAAGAGCUGUAUGGAAACUUUCACUUACUAUUUAUGACAGCAUUGUCCCAGUUCUGUGCCCGUGUGAAACAAGGUUUGCAAUUCGCAAUAAAGCAUAGUGUUUAGGAAGAAGACUCAUACAGUUUUUUCACAUGUACUCUGCCACAGACUCUACACUUUGAGGAGUAGAUAGAGCCAGUCCAAAGACCUGGUUCUGAAAACCCACUGCAUUCCUGGCCUUCAUUGGCAGCAGGAGGUUCUAGGAGCCUGGCUUCAGCAUUUUGCCUCUGAAUACUUUGAAUUCAUAAAGAGGACUGGAUUCAGUUACCAUGGGAAUUGCUUGGGUGUUGUCUUUACAUUUCUUUGGAAAUUAUAGCCUUAGCUCUAUGAUUCCUUCUCUUACACAAUUUUAUUUUCUUUGAAGACUGUCUUUAAUUUGUAACUUACAUGUAUGUUAAAAUUAAAUAGCUACCAUUGCUUUUUUUUGGCUUUCA